Messenger RNA from Pocillopora meandrina, 7002 nucleotides. Lineage: Eukaryota; Metazoa; Cnidaria; Anthozoa; Scleractinia; Pocilloporidae. The record is from the annotation of a GenBank genome assembly.
AUAAACUUUUUUCAUUCUAGUGACUUGUCGAAUAACUUAUUACGACGCAUUCCCUACAACACUUUCAAGAAUAUGGAUAAGCUGGAAAUAAUGUAAGAAUUUGUUUGUCCGUUUAAAAGCAUCUCCUGUCCACAAAUUUUCAUAAAAUCUUGUCAGCGUCUGUCUUUUCUCUAUUCCCAAUCCCUUUAAUUUAUAAUUGUGAAUCUAUUUACUGUUUCAAAAUCUUAAGCUAAAAGUAACUAAAUAUAUAAAUUUUAGAUUAACGAUGUGAUGUGCAAUUUCUGACCUUCAUAUUUUUGGAACUUACAAUUGUUUCCCUAGAAAUCUUGCCGACAACCUAAUUUCAGGGAGUUUCUACCUUCCGGAAAGUGUAUCUCAGCUGUGAGUUUUGUUAACGAUAUAUUUUUGAAAAGAUAGAAGAAACAUAUUAAAAUUCGCAACUGAUUUUUAUCCUUACAUUAAAUUGUAGCUUUUUUUUCAGAUCGUCCUUUUUUUCUUUACAUCGCAAGCAAACACAGAAGACCUUCGAUAAAUGUGAUGCAAGCAAAUACGAAUUUCCUCUUUCUCUCUAAAAAAAGACCGUCAGGUCUGCACCUUAAGCUGUUAGUUAAUGUGAAGCAAUCGAAAUAAAAGUGAACUUGUCAUCUUUGUGUCCUUUGCAAAGUAUUUACCCAGUAUAUCGGGAGAACAUUUACGGUGUUUGUUGGCUUAUGUCUCUUACCUAAUGGACGUUUUUCAAAAUGUUUUCAAACUUAGUAAAUUCAUUAAAAGUCAAUGCUAAAUAUUUUACUUGCCUAGCGUUAUCAAACACAACUUUCUAUCAAGUACUGACGCAAAAGUCAUUCUCAAAGGAUUAAAACGGCUUCGAAAACUGUAAGUACGACCUUUUAUCCUGUUCCACAUGCUUAGAGAAUCAAUAAUAUAUGUCGUACAAGUAAAAGGGAAAAUAAAGACAAAUAUGAACGUAUGGAAGUAUGGACCCGUAAGCCUAGUCCACGAUCCAGUUCUCGUUAACUCACUGCCAGCGAAUCGGAGGGGGGUAUCCGAAAGUAUUGGUUUAAAUAUUUAAUGAAAAAUUGAUUUUUUCUCUAUAGAUCCACGCUCGUGAUGAUAAUAAUAACUGCUUUCUCUGUUCUAAGUUCAAGCUCAAAACUUACCAUAUUUCUUUCAGAAGUGUCGCAAUUUUUUAAAUAAUGAUAUUUUUUUAUUAUAUAUAUAAUCUAUCGCAGUUACUCAUCUUGAAUACCUAUGUCUUGUCUAUACACGAAACGGUGAAACUUUAUCUAACAAGGAUAUCCUGCUCACUGGGCACUUUUACAGGGAUAUUGAUUCAAAUCCACUCGGACCUACUUUGCCAUCCGACAUGUUCGCUGGCUUUAGUAAGAUGGAUAUUCUGUAAGUUAGUAGCUCUAGAAAAUUCUCGAAUGAUUUCGAAACUUGUUACAAAAACGCCGAGUGCGAACGUGAUCAGUCACGUGCAUGCUUGACUACUCUCUCACUGUUCCUUUGAGAUAACGUCCCUUGUUUUAAAAAGUUUAAACGUUUUUGCCCAGCGUUUUGCUUCCGAAUGUUGUUUAUUUAGCCAACUGAUUUGUGCUCCUUUGGGUCGAUUCGGCUUUUUCUCUUUCGACUAAGUGGCCAUACCGAUAACUACGCCUCAAAUUAAAUGAUUAUUCGUUUUAAAGUGUCUGCUAUCACCAGAUCAUGUUUCGCACGAGUUACAAUCAAUUUGAUAAAGCUGGAUCAACGUAGAAAGUUGCGUUAUUUUCUUGCGGGUUCAAUUUUACAGAGAGUGAAAACAACAAAUUUUAAAUGAAAUACAUGUUUUUCACCUCUUUAGAGGUUGGCUGCCGUUCUGUAACAAAACUGUUUUAAACUACUGGUUCAAUAAUCUCCCCUCGCGAUCCAGCUCUUUCAAUAAAAUUCUUGACUAUUAAAAUAUGACUUAGGAAUGGUGUUUGUACUUUGGCUGAAAAGAAAACAAAAACAAAAACAGAAAAGCAUUGGAAGUGACAGAGAAUUCAUUAGUGAUAGACUUGUCUCAUAAAUCUGUUGUUAGAACUUUCCAUAGUUACAUUGUUUGACAGUUUCUACUCUUUCCUUCACUUCAAACUAUUUCGCGACUUUUUUUCAUAGCUCCAUGAGAGGCUGCCACCUGGAAGAUAUCGAAAAUGGAACAUUUAGAGCCAUGAAAAAUCUUACAGACCUGUGAGUGAAUUUUUUCUUGGAUAUUUUUAUUGAUUUUUCAGAUGUCCGAGCGAUUGUACGCGGUAUGCGUCAUGAGAAGAGCGGUCCGAAAGUUAUAUGUAGAUAAUGUUAACUAGAUCAAGAAGUUGUGUUUUAUUUUCUGUUGUGCAAACACUUCUCGUGACGUUUGACUUAGGCAAUCUUAGCAGGUUUAUUUUGCCGAAACUUUUCUAAGCCCGACCAUCCACAAGUCAUUAUACAUUUGUCCGUUUUUAGUGAUCUGUCCUUCAAUAACCUGACUCAUAUACACAAGGGUACGGUGGAAGGACUUACGGAUCAGCUGACAAAUCUGUAAGUAAAUCGUCGCUAAGGAACACCGUUAUUUACAGAAUAAUAAGAACUUACUAAAAAGAAAUUUUCAGGAGACCGCGAUCGUUUCUAUGGGCAGUGGUUUAAACCACGGAUAGUACCUUUGGUACCGCCUUGUUUAUUUCACAUUUGAAUAGAUGGGCUGAUUGACUUUCAUAUGCAUCUAUGCAAAGCAGAAGCAAUACGACCCUUCUUCCCUCCUCCCCCCUCGCCUCCACAGACAAAAAAAAAAAAAAAAAAAAAAAAAAAAAAAAAAAAAAAGAACUGUUUUGACUCUUCUAACAAUUGAUAGGUACCUUGACGGAAACGAAUUAGAGACCAUAAGUGAUGGAACGUUUAAACAGUUUAAAAUUCUCCAAAGAUGGUAAGUGAGACACCAAGUGCAAGAUUAACAACUAUUGUAAACCUGAAAUGCUUAUAUCUAUACCAAGAGGAUAUGACCAGUUUUUUUUUACGGCCAUGUCGCCUCUUGCCCUGAAUCCGGAGUCAUUUCGCCCAGUUUUUUUUUUUUUAGUCACAAGUAAAAACAUCGAAAUGACAUAUCCUGCUUUGUUCAACGCUUGAUCGGGAGUAGCACUAAAUAGACGUAAGUUCCCAAUCAAACGCAGAAGAUUAAAUAAUGUAUGACAGGAAGAAGAGGAAGGAAAAAAAAAUACUGAAGAAAUGAAACAUUAUUCUAGUUCGACAUGACCGCUUGAAGUGGAUAAAGUUUAAACCUAUUGUGGUAAAGAUGUCAUGAAUUAAAAACCGGCCGGAAUUAUGCUAUUUUAAAAGUUAUCUUUUAGUUUGCACUGAAAACGUUUUGCUAUGCUUUAUAUACUAUACCCUGUAGCUCCUUGCUUGUUGACCAUAUAUUAUCGAGGCCCAGAGAAGGACAUUGCUAAUUGCUAAGAGAAACACGGUAGCGUUUUGCUCAUUUGCUUUUUUCUAUUGCUGUUUGUACGAUUUCUACAGCACUCUUCGAUGGAACAAUCUAACAUCUGUACCAGAUUUGACAGGUCCUAUGGUUUUUGUAAACCUGUAAGUAUGGUGCGUCCUAAACUUCUAAACUUCAAACUACCCAACCCCCCUUCUCUCCAGGCAACCCACGGUCAUUUGACCGUUGCCAGUGCCCGGUGGGAUUUGGAACCUUGCUUUGUUGGGGUGGGCAAAUUUAACCAGAAGUGUUAAGUCUUUCCAGUGGAAUACAAGUGUUCAAUCUUUAAAUACGGAGGUGAACGUUUAAGGCAAAUAGUUCCUUUUUGAGAAGGAAAUGCUCAGAAGAAAAGGUCUACGAAGUGUAGGCUUUAAAGCUUGGUCAAUAUGUAGAGAGUCUUGGUCGCUGCGCAAGAAAAAAAUAAAAAAUGGUUGCGGCGUUUGAACAUAACUUUUGCUCCGGGGGCGGGAAUUUGAAGAAACCAAUCUUCAUAAGUUCGAAAACCCGGGGGUGCCUGGGGAGAAUGUUAAAACUUCAAUUACACGGCCUCUAGAGAUUACAAACUGGUUUAUCAUCUCCGAACGCCCUUUAAUGACAACUGGUAAAGAUGGUUAUUGUAUUAUUUCCUUCUAUUGUUGGAAAGAACCACUCGGUGUUUUUAGUUUCCACAUUUUCGUGACUUUAAUCACCCUUGCAUAAUCAUAUUCCAGUUAUUUGGAGAAAGUAAGUCUUCUCAAAAGCUUACCGCAGGUUGCCACAAAUUGAGACUAGGUUCAGUUCAAGGUGAGCGUCGAUUCAGAAGAUCUUCAACAGUGAACAAAUAGGACGCGUUCAAAUAAUUCUCAUUGAAAGACUUCGCUGAAGUAUCAAAGGUAAUACAAAGAAAAAAACUCAAAUCAGUUUUCACAAUUUUUUAAAGUUUUUGUUGUGCUUUUGGCAGAAAAUUAGAUAGUAAUCGGAUCAAAGAUAUAUCAAGACUUGCAACAUCUGGAAUUAAACACCUCUUUGAGCUGUAAGUAUACAAAUGACUUUCUUUGAGUAGACGUUUCCAGUUUGUUUCCUGCAGUAAAUUCUUGGGAUCAGAUUCAUUGGUGCGAGCGUGAUCCAUAUUUCCAGUCCGUGCAGAUGCCAUGUCUGUUUGCAGGACAGCGUAGUAGAUCGAAUUUCCCCUUACAGAAACUUCAAACUAGUGGUUAACAAACAAUUAGUUCAAACGUCAGCUACGACACGAAGCACGCGCAAAGAUAUGUCAGCAAACAAGAACCAACUAUUGACACCGAGCUUUUUUCGUGUAUACAAUAUUUCCUGCGUGCUCCAUAUCAUUAUGAAUGCACGCUGGUACAAGAAACAAUGGUAAAAUAUUAGAGAAAGCGACUUAAUUUUCUCUAUAGCAAUAAAGUUUGUCUUUCCUCAAAUUUGGGUGCAAUAAUCAAAUUCUUUCUUACGCUUUAGAACAUCAUUUUGGACUUUUGACAUCGAGUAGUUUUCGAAGAUAAAGUUAGUGGUGUUUCGUCGAAAGCAAUUACUUUAUUAAAAAGUAAAAGAUGCAAAAUGCAGGUUUUCAAAAGAUCAAGAGUGCAAUUAGAGUAAACGAGUCGACAGUUUUCAGGCUUUGAAAAAAAUUAAGAGUGCCUUUUUCAUUCCAAAUUGCACGUGAAUGAUUCUUUAUUACCUUUAACAAAAUAAUCAUGCAAAAGCAAAGAGCAUAUCACGUGCAAACUGAUUCAUUCAAAAUUUGCACAUGCUCUUGUGUUUUCAGUCAAAAGUGCCGCGUUCAGUCAAAGAAACGAUAUUCUAUUAUGUUUCAUUAUAGUCAUUAAUUUUUAUAUCAAAAGCCCCGAUACACAUUCUGUUGCCUCUUUUCGAAUUACAAAUUGCUUUUCUCGUGCAUUGUUUGGUCAAAAAAUGCAUUUCGCAAGUCAAUCAGUUUAAGGUAUUUUUUUCUUAUUUAAGUAUUGUGUAAGCCUUAACGUUCCUCGAUGUUAAGCUUAUCGGAUAAAAUUUUAAGUUUAAAAAAAAUAACACUUUUAUCUUGUAGGUUGCUGGCCAGUAAUGAAAUCGAUUAUCUUCCACCAAACAUAUUUCAAAACAUUUUCAUUAUGGACUCCAUGUAAGUAAGAUUUUAUUCAAUAACAGACAAGGAAAGUCAAACUGUUCAUGGAUUUUUAUACUAGUUAUGUAACCCCCUUGAGUGGUAUACCGUAGAAUAUCCCACGAGUUUUUGUAUUUUCUCGGUAUAUGCAUACCCCUCUGAUCUCCGUCGACCUUUCGAAUCUCCCGAAAAUAAAGUGAUAAUGGCAUAGUAGUCAUCCAAUUAGGCUGGGGGAAUUUCUGUCAGACCUCUUUCCUUUAAAAAUGAGGUAGUUCUUGAAUUAAGUUGACAAAAUUGCUGUCAUCCGAACUCGUUUUCUCCACUGCGCUUAAGUUUCUUCACUUUUCAGCGAAAACAUCAACUUCUUGAUCAGUCAGCCAUACCUUUUUGGUUAAAUAUUUAUUUUUACUGAGUUUCCGACCUCAUGAUUAACGUCCUAGGAAAAUUUGGCUCAGAAACGACUCAAAGAACACCUAAAAUAAACUGGAAUAAUUUCGGCAGAAUAAGAUCGGAAAGGGCGGCUGCAAUACUUUAAAAUAUACUACUGAUUUCUUUUAAUUCUGGUUGGUUGUAUUUUUUGAUAGCAUGGUUCCAAUAGUUAUAUAAGUAAACGCAGUAGAUGCGUCUGUUUCUUAUCCCUAAUCUUAUUCAUGUUAUCUUCCUCAUAGUGACUUGUCAUUCAACAAAUUGCAGUCCAUACCAGAUGGCCUAUUCAAUAAGCUUGGAAAAUUACAAACUUUGUGAGUAAACAUUCAGAACACUUUUCCCAAGUUAAUGAUAAAUUGUAUUUUGUUGUUAGCAGCAAUAUCCUGUUGGAAAAUGAACAUUGUUUUCGAUAAUUUCUUGCUUAUUUGCCCUCCUCCCUUAAAACCAGCCACACAAAAGCGCUGUGAAAAUUAAAGCUAACUGAUUCUACUUUUUACACAAAUGUUAUUUGCUUUCUGGGAGGUUAUAUCAUAAAAAUACUUCGAUCCGAUGUCGCAAACCUAAAUGUGACUUGCCCUGCUUCACAAAAAGUGAUAUCGUUAUUAAUAUCAUUACAGUUAUCAUCAUAACCAUUAUUAUUGUUAUUCAAACGGUACAAUUGUUCACAAUGCUCUUUUUUCUAAAUCAAGGAUGAUUAACUUCAACAACAUCUCCAACAUCAACAAUCGCACUUUUGAGGGACUUUCAAGCUUGAAGACACUGUAAGCUCCUUUUUUGGUUUUUCAUGUCUGUAAUCCCUCCUGACUGAUUAACUCACUCACUAAUCAAUAAAUUGCCUCUUGGUUUUUAUUUAUCUAUUUAUUACGUUAUUCAAUCAUAUUACGUCUACAAUCCUUUCUUAAAUAGAUUUUGUGUUUAAUACUCUUUUUCAAUUUACAGCAUGCUGAUAAAAAACAAACUGACAUUUAUUUCCAACGGUGCUUUCGAUGAAACUGCUUUGCAAUCAGUGUAA